Messenger RNA from Elgaria multicarinata webbii, 2333 nucleotides. RefSeq names its product EF-hand domain family member D1 (gene EFHD1). Gene Ontology annotation, molecular function: calcium ion binding; calcium ion sensor activity. The record is from RefSeq and is a predicted model, not a curated record. The coding region runs from base 69 to 815 and encodes 248 amino acids. Gene Ontology annotation, cellular component: mitochondrial inner membrane. The transcript has 4 exons. Lineage: Eukaryota; Metazoa; Chordata; Lepidosauria; Squamata; Anguidae.
AUAGCAGGGAAGCGGCCCCCGCGGCUCCUAUAGUUGCAGGGUAGCCUGGUCCUCCCCCUACGCCGACCAUGGCGUCGGCCGAGCUGGCUCAGAAGCUGCAGCGUCGCUUGCUGCGGGACGGGAGUACCUCGGAGCCUCCUCCCGAGGAAAGGGAAGACGCUCUCGCCCCCGGAGGUGCUGAGCCUGCGGGAUCCGAGUCGAGCUUCGAAGACCCGGACGAGGACCGCAGCGUGCUGAGCGCCGACGCCGACCCGGAGCUGAGCGCCAAACUGAACCGCAGGCAGGACAUCAAUGCGGGCGCGGCGCGGCCCCGCCUCGCCCAGAUCUUCAAUCCCUACACGGAGUUUAAAGAGUUCACUCGCCGGCAGAUCAAGGAUAUGGAGCGCCUGUUCCGAUUGUAUGACUCUGGGAAGGAUGGUUACAUUGACCUAAUGGAAUUGAAGCUGAUGAUGGAGAAACUUGGUGCACCUCAGACUCACCUGGGCCUAAAGAAUAUGAUCAAGGAAGUGGAUGAAGACUUUGAUAACAAACUCUGUUUCCGUGAGUUCCUGCUGAUUUUCCACAAAGCUGCAGCUGGGGAGCUUGAAGAGGACAGUGGCUUGAUGGCACUGGCAAAACUCUCCGAAAUAGAUGUUGCCCUUGAAGGGGUAAAAGGAGCCAAGAACUUCUUUGAAGCAAAGGUUCAAGCUUUGUCUUCAGCUAGCAAGUUUGAAGCAGAAAUAAAAGCAGAGCAAGAUGAGCGAAAGCGUGAGGAAGAGGAGAGAAGGCACCGCCGAGCUGCCUUCCGAGAGCUCAAGUCCGCCUUCAGUCAAUAACCAAGGCAGCUGAUCGGUCACCUGAGACUGGUGUACAUUCUUACAAGUGUUGCCUUUGACUAGACGCCCAGCUGAAGAGGAAACAAACCUGAUUUGACGCUCCCUUUUUCUUUUCUUUUUUUGAGCCUCCUCCUAAGAUACACGGCGGCACUCAGAAUGUUGCAAAUCCUGAGUGGUUCAAGGAACCCCUUCACUUUAUUGGCCACGGGUUAGAAGGAUUAAAAUAUCCUAAUGCUAAAAAACCAGGCUGGAGCCCCUAAUAAGUAACAAGGAUGCUGACCAAUAACAUCUGGGUCAGAAAAUAUUCUGUGUCAUUUCCAUUAGGAUUCCUUUCUGUAUGCCUUUGGGCUCCUCCUUAAUUUCACAAAACUAGUCCUUGCUACCAGAUAAGCAGGAGGAUUCUUCUUAGGUACCAAUCAUGGUACUUCCAUGUACAAACAAAUUUCCCAGUCCGAAUUUCCCUCCUUGUGCUCAGUUCCCUAGAAAACAGGCUUUUGGGACAGGACUAGUCAUACAGAUGGUGGUGGUAGUCAGUGCAUAGAUAUUGGCUGCAAUCCAAAUUGCUUUCCCAAUUUGUGCCAAUUCCUCCAUCCCACUGCUGCUCCCAUUGUCCCCUGAUCCUCAAGAGCAGGUUUUUGGCAGGGGGAAGGGCAUCAGGGGCAGCACCUGGAAAGAGGAGGCAAGAAAGCCCUGUUGCACAGGCAGAACACCACCUGCUGUUUUCUGAAUCCAAGCCACUAUUUUGACUCUUUCAUUCACAUUCUCUUUCAGCAUACAACAGUCACCAUUCUGUUUUUCCCAUUCAACAUAUACAAAUCACUGUACUUUAAGCAAGAAACAGUACUAAAAAUAGGUUUCCUGACUCUACCUCUCUAAUUACAUUCCUUUGCAUCUUCUGCAUGGGGUCCACAGCUUUUUCCCCUCUUUCCUUUUCCUUUUUUAGCCAUUGGCUUUUAAGCAGGAAGGAAACGUCUAUCAAUAAGGUGUUUAAGGAAGUGGAUAAUAUAAUUUAGGGGCACAUUAGCUUUCCACCCAAGAAAUCUUUAUUCCUCUUGUGAACAUGGGUGGAAAUGCAACUACUUCUGUAGAGUUAUCACUAACAUUAAACUGUCAAUUUUAGCAGUUUCUGCUUGCAAGGGAAAAUACAGAAAAUAUCCCAGAUACAGAAAGUGGUAUGAUAUACUGCUCAACAAGCAUGUACUAUAUUCAGAAUUUACACGUGUGUGUGUAUAUAUAUAUGUCUGCUUACAUAGAAAAGGAGAAUGCCCUUUUCCUUGCCAAGCUUUUCUCCAGGUCACAAACUGGAUAUCUCAUCUUUAUUUUCACUUGCCUUUUUUUUUUUAGCUUUUUACACUGUGAUACUAAACUGUGAGUGUGGAAUAAUAAAAGGGAGCCCAUCUAAUAUUUAAUAUUGGGCAGGAGAAUUGCUAAACAAUUAAAGCUGUAUUUGCAAGUCCACAAAUUAUAUUUGAUAAAAAUCACAUGUUUUAGCUAAAAAAUAUUUAUAAUAAAUGUUUU